Messenger RNA from Hirsutella rhossiliensis, 1281 nucleotides. Its product is annotated as nucleotidyl transferase domain-containing protein. The record is from RefSeq and is a predicted model, not a curated record. NCBI's taxonomy places the organism in Eukaryota, Fungi, Ascomycota, Sordariomycetes, Hypocreales, Ophiocordycipitaceae. The transcript is spliced from 4 exons. Gene Ontology annotation, cellular component: cytoplasm. Gene Ontology annotation, biological process: biosynthetic process. The coding region runs from base 1 to 1281 and encodes 426 amino acids.
AUGUCUCUCCAGCUCCCACACGCCCAUCGUUCCAAGGACCAGGGCGCCACAAAGGCCGUCAUUCUGGUCGGCGGCCCGUCCCGCGGCACCCGCUUCCGGCCUCUCUCGCUCGACCUCCCCAAGCCUCUCUUCGAGGUCGCCGGCCACCCCAUCAUCUGGCACUGCCUCUCCUCCAUCGCCCGCGUCCCCAACAAGCUGAUCCAGGAAGUCUACAUCAUCGGCUACUACGACGAGUCCGUCUUCCGCGACUUCAUCAAGGACUCGGCAAAGGAAUUCCCCUCCAUCACCAUUCGCUACCUCCGCGAGUACCAGGCCCUCGGCACCGCCGGCGGUCUCUACCACUUCCGCGAUGCCAUCCUCAAGGGCCAGCCCGAGCGCCUCUUCGUCCUCAACGCCGACGUCUGCUGCUCCUUUCCCCUUGCCGAGAUGCUCAAGCUCUUUGUCGAAAAGGACGCCGAGGCCGUCAUCCUCGGCACCCGCGUGGGCGACGACGCCGCCACAAACUUUGGCUGCAUCGUCUCCGACGCCCACACCCGCCGCGUCCUGCACUACGUUGAGAAGCCCGAGUCGCACAUCAGCAACCUCAUCAACUGCGGCGUCUACCUCUUCUCUACCGAGGCCAUCUUCCCCUCCAUUAAGUCGGCCAUCAAGCGCCGCCUCGAUCGCCCCGCCCGCCUCGUCUCGUAUCCCUCCUCCGACCACAUCGACACCUACAUGCCGCAAUCCGCCGCCGACGACGAAGACGACGCCGGUCGCAAGAACGAAGUGAUACGCCUCGAGCAGGACAUCCUCGGCGAUAUGGCCGACAGCAAGCAGUUCUUCGUCUACGAGACAAAAGACUUUUGGCGCCAGAUCAAGACGGCCGGGUCCGCGGUGCCCGCCAACGCGCUGUAUCUGCAAAAGGCGCUGCAGACGUCGAGCGCCGAGCUGGCCCAGCCCAGCGCCAACGUCGUGGCCCCCGUCUUCAUCCACCCGACGGCCCAGGUCCACCCGACGGCCAAGCUGGGCCCCAAUGUCAGCAUCGGCCCCCGCGUCGUCGUCGGCGCCGGCGCGCGCAUCAAGGAGAGCGUGGUGCUCGAAGACUCAGAGGUCAAGCACGACGCCUGCGUGCUCUACUCCAUCAUCGGCUGGGGCAGCCGCGUCGGCGCCUGGGCCCGCGUGCAGAGCAUCACCAUCCUCGGCAAGGACUGCGCCGUCGGAGACGAGAUUCGCGUGCAAAACUGUGUCUGCCUGCCCUACAAAGAGCUGAAGCGAGACGUCUCCAAUGAGGUCAUCAUGUGA